AUGAAGUUUGCUGGCGUCAUUGCUCUCUUUGUGGCCGCUGCCACCGCUGCUCCCCUUCUGGGUGACGUUACCGGCACUGUCGGUAGCCUCGUCGACGAUCCCUCCAACGCCGUGGCCAAGGUCGAGGACACGGCCAACGGUCUCGUCGGCGGUGUCGAAAAAAUGGCCAAUAACGUCGUGGGAGGUGCCGAGAAUACUGUCAAUGGUCUUGUUGGCGAGGUCGGCCACGCUGUAGGCGGUCUGCUCAAGCCUGUUACUGGUGCCGCUGGCGGCAUCCUUAAGAACUAA
This is a messenger RNA of Akanthomyces muscarius, 288 nucleotides long. RefSeq lists its product as uncharacterized. NCBI's taxonomy places the organism in Eukaryota, Fungi, Ascomycota, Sordariomycetes, Hypocreales, Cordycipitaceae. Bases 1 to 288 code for a protein of 95 amino acids. The transcript is spliced from 2 exons. The record is from RefSeq and is a predicted model, not a curated record.